AUGUCUGACGCCGCGGAGACCAAGCCCGACCCCACCACCACCGCUCCUGAGGCCGCGAAGCCCGAGGAGACCCCCGCCACCGGCGAGGGCGAGAAGACCACCACUGAGGCAGCCGCCGAUACCGCCAAGGACGCCGCGGAAACCGUCAAGGAUACCGCCGUAAAGACCUCCGACAACGUGUUCUCGAUGUUCGGUGGUGGCCCCAAGAAGGAGAAGAAGGAAGAGACCGAUGAGGGCGCCGAUGAGCCCUCUGGCUCUUCUAAGGCCCAGAAGGAGUCUGAGAACCCCGAGGAUGAGGCUCCUGAGUCUCCCGAUGUCCACUUCGAGCCCGUCAUCCGCCUGACUGAGAAGGUCGAGACCAAGACCAACGAGGAGGCCGAGGAGCAGGCCUUCAAGAUGCGCGCCAAGCUUUUCAAGUUCGACCGCGAGAGCAAGGAGUGGAAGGAGCGUGGUACUGGUGACGUUCGCCUGCUCAAGCACAAGGAGAACCAGAAGACUCGUCUCGUCAUGCGCCGUGAUAAGACCCUCAAGGUCUGCGCCAACCACUACAUCGUCCCCGAUAUGAAGUUGAGCCCCAACGUCGGCAGUGACCGCAGCUGGGUCUGGAACGCUGCCGCCGAUGUUAGCGAGGGUGAGCCUGAGGCUCAGACUCUGGCUAUUCGCUUUGCCAACAGCGACAACGCCAACGCCUUCAAGGAGGCUUUCGAGAAGGCCCAGCAGGAAAACGAGAAGCUGUUCAACGCCGAGCAGUAA
This is a messenger RNA of Penicillium argentinense, 753 nucleotides long. Its product is annotated as Ran GTPase-binding protein YRB1. The transcript has 4 exons. Gene Ontology annotation, biological process: nucleocytoplasmic transport. Lineage: Eukaryota; Fungi; Ascomycota; Eurotiomycetes; Eurotiales; Aspergillaceae. The record is from RefSeq and is a predicted model, not a curated record. Gene Ontology annotation, molecular function: GTPase activator activity. The coding region runs from base 1 to 753 and encodes 250 amino acids. Gene Ontology annotation, cellular component: cytoplasm; nuclear pore.